CGAGAAUCUCACUCUAAACAUAAAAGCAGGUACGAGAAAAUGGUGGAACUUUCGGAUUUUCAGCGUCAGGAGAAAGUGGGAGAAGGAACAUACGGUGUGGUUUACAAGGCCUUGGAUACCCGAUACAACAAUCGUGUAGUUGCGCUCAAGAAAAUCCGCUUGGAGUCUGAGGAUGAGGGGGUGCCAUCGACUGCCAUCAGAGAAAUCUCCUUGUUGAAGGAGAUGAGGGACGACAAUAUUGUGCGUCUUUACGAUAUCAUCCACUCGGACUCGCAUAAGUUGUACCUAGUCUUCGAGUUCUUGGACUUAGACUUGAAGAAAUAUAUGGAAUCCAUACCACAGGGUGUUGGGUUGGAGCCUUCAAUGGUGAAAAGAUUCAUGCACCAGUUGGUGAAGGGCAUCAAAUACUGCCACUCACACAGAGUGUUGCACAGAGAUUUGAAGCCCCAAAACGUGUUGAUUGACAAGGAGGGAAACUUGAAGUUGGCGGAUUUCGGCUUGGCCAGAGCCUAUGGUGUUCCCUUGCGUGCAUACACGCACGAAGUGGUUACUUUGUGGUACCGGGCUCCCGAAAUUCUUUUGGGGGGCAAACAAUACUCCACAGGCGUGGAUAUGUGGUCAGUGGGGUGUAUUUUUGCUGAGAUGUGCAACCGCAAGCCGUUGUUCCCCGGAGAUUCUGAGAUUGACGAGAUUUUCCGGAUCUUCCGAAUUCUCGGAACGCCCAACGAGGAGAUCUGGCCCGACGUUAGCUUCUUGCCCGACUUCAAGAAAACAUGGCCCAAAUGGGAAAAGAAGGACUUGGCCAAGAGCGUGCCUACUUUAGACCUAGACGGCGUGAACUUGAUGCAGCAGAUGUUGAAUUACAACCCAAGCAAUAGAAUCAGUGCCAAGAGAGCGUUGAUCCACCCAUACUUCCAGGAGGACACCGAGGAGAACUACGACAACUACCUGAGGUCGGUCACCAUGGGGUAGAGUAUUAUUGGGUGGUGUGACGAGGGGGUAUUGCCGCCGAAUAUGUUCAUUAGUCGUAUUUUUGCAUCCACUUGAUAUCCCAUGUAUAGUGUGUCCAGUGCCAGCUGAGGGCAAGCCAGAAUGCGAGCAAAAGCACAAAUAGCGCCAGCAUUUCCUUCGCAUAUUUAGGCAUCAUGUUGGGGCCGACCGGGGCCUUAUCGAAUUGAAUAGAGUGUAUUUGUGUUGUUUCGUCCAUCUGGGUGCUGAGGGUGCCCGAGUGCGGUGAUGCGCUUUGUGAAGCUACUGGGUGUUUUGACACACCAUGGCAAUGCAUGAUAGGGGCUGCCUUUCCUCUAUCGUUUUCCUCUGAGUC
Metschnikowia bicuspidata var. bicuspidata NRRL YB-4993 is the source of this 1324-nucleotide messenger RNA. RefSeq names its product cyclin-dependent serine/threonine-protein kinase (gene CDC28). Gene Ontology annotation, molecular function: cyclin binding; cyclin-dependent protein serine/threonine kinase activity; ATP binding. The coding region runs from base 40 to 972 and encodes 310 amino acids. The record is from RefSeq and is a predicted model, not a curated record. Gene Ontology annotation, cellular component: nucleus; cytoplasm; cyclin-dependent protein kinase holoenzyme complex. The transcript has 2 exons. Gene Ontology annotation, biological process: signal transduction; G1/S transition of mitotic cell cycle; regulation of gene expression. Lineage: Eukaryota; Fungi; Ascomycota; Pichiomycetes; Serinales; Metschnikowiaceae.